AUGUUCUUACACUCAACGAAAAUAAAGGAAUUGCAGAGUGGAAUUGCAGAGUCAGGGAAAGCAAUAAAUCUUGUUGGAAUUGCACAAAGAGGUUUCCUCAAUGCCGAAGAAGAAAGAUGCUUUAGAAAAGCCACUACAAUCCCUGUAAAAUCUGUUCUCAUCUCAUCCAAACACAGACAGGAAGAUUUUCCUAGUAAAACUGAAAACCAGUUUGCAAAAUUGGCACUGGUUGCACUGGCUGCUGGGGUGUUGACACUGGGCUCAGUUGAUACUGCAUCAGCCGCCAAAACUGGUGGCCGAGUCGGUGGCCAGGCUUUCCGGCCAUCAGCGCCGCGCUCCUCUGGUCCAAGAAUCAACAAUUCAAGAACCAAUGUGUAUAUCAACCCACCAAUUGCCCCUCCUCUAGUUGGUGGAUACGGAUAUGGCUUUGGCGUGCCAUUUUAUGGUGGAUGGGUUUCUGCUGUUGUUAGGCGAUUCCGUGGAUCAAGGGAUGAAGACGAUGAUGAUGAAUACUAG
Molecule: messenger RNA, 516 nt
Organism: Fraxinus pennsylvanica
Lineage: Eukaryota; Viridiplantae; Streptophyta; Magnoliopsida; Lamiales; Oleaceae
Source: the annotation of a GenBank genome assembly